Molecule: messenger RNA, 1462 nt
Organism: Solanum lycopersicum (tomato)
Lineage: Eukaryota; Viridiplantae; Streptophyta; Magnoliopsida; Solanales; Solanaceae
Product: lipid phosphate phosphatase 2-like
Biological process (GO): phospholipid metabolic process
Molecular function (GO): phosphatidate phosphatase activity
Source: RefSeq, a predicted model, not a curated record
ACUUUAACUUGUGGGGGGACCCAAUUGAUUAUUAUUUUGCUUCUUUAGAAAAUAUUUGCUAAAGAGGGUACUGUUCAAUGUUUGAUUUAACACCAUUAAUUUCUUUUAAAAAUUUCAUUAUUGUUCUUAUGAUGAGGCUGAUAGUCAGUUUUGGUGUCAUAUAUCUAGAAGGAUUUUUUUCCCUUGUAGAAAUGGUGGGGUCUUGGGUUUUUACUUUGAUAUGUGUUACCUGAGCCGACAGUCUUUCGGAAAACAACCUCUCUACUUCCACGAGAUAGGAAUAAGAUCCCAAGAGAUUGGACUGAAGUAUCAACAGUGCUUAAAUGGGUUGGAAAGACAAGAUUAGAACUGUGUUUCAGGGUAAUACAAAUGAGAUUGAGCUUGGAUGUGGACAUACUAUUAAGUCUCAUGGAUCAUCAGUUGCAAGAAUUCACAUGCAUGACUGGCUUAUAUUACUACUGCUUGUAGUAAUAGAGGUAGUCCUUUAUGUCAUUGGUCCAUUUCACCGGUAUGUUGGAAAGGAUAUGAUGACUGAUCUGAAAUAUCCCAUGAAAGAUAAUACGGUCCCAGUGUGGUCUGUUCCCCUAUAUGCAGUUGUAUUACCUAUUAUCAUCUUUAUUUUCGUUUAUCUUCGGAGGAGGGACAUCUAUGAUCUGCACCACAGCAUUCUAGGCCUCUUAUUUGCCGUUCUAAUUACGGCAGUAAUCACGGAUGCCAUCAAGAAUGGAGUAGGCCGUCCCCGACCAGAUUUUUUCUGGCGUUGCUUUCCUGAUGGUAAAGAUGAGUAUGAUCAGUGGGGAGACGUAAAAUGCCAUGGUAAAGCAAGUGAUAUUAAGGAAGGACAUAAGAGCUUCCCAAGCGGGCAUACCUCAUGGUCAUUUGCUGGUCUCGGGUUUCUAUCGUUGUAUUUAGCAGGGAAGAUUAAAGCAUUUGAUCGCCGAGGGCAUGUGGCAAAACUAUGCAUAGUUCUUCUUCCUCUCCUAAUGGCAUCUCUUGUUGGGGUCUCACGUGUGGAUGACUACUGGCAUCAUUGGCAAGACGUGUUCACUGGAGGAAUGAUAGGCCUUUUCGUUGCUACAUUCUGUUACCUGCAGUUCUUCCCUGCUCCAUACCAUACUGAAGGAUGGGGACCAUAUGCAUAUUUCCGGGCUGUGGAGGAGGUUCGUAGUAGCAGACCACACGUCCACCCUACUAAUGGAGGAUUAGAGACGGAACAUCCUGAGGUACAACUGAAUCAGCGAACGGGUACAACUCCCAAUCCAUUUGAGGAUGUGGAGUAUGGCAGAAUGUGAGACAUAGGAAACUGCUUAUAUUUUUGUUCAAAGUAUUUUAAUUGGCACAGUUUGUUAUUUUCUUGUGAAUAUUUAUGUUUGUUUUUGUUAAGUAUUUUAGCUAUAGGGAACUAUUUGAUUACUGAAAUUGUUUUAAUCAGUGGCAAGUUCUUUUUUUUGUGUGUGUGUAA